Molecule: messenger RNA, 1302 nt
Organism: Miscanthus lutarioriparius
Lineage: Eukaryota; Viridiplantae; Streptophyta; Magnoliopsida; Poales; Poaceae
Source: the annotation of a GenBank genome assembly
AUGGAAUGCCGCAGCAUUUCGGAGACCUUGCUGCGCGCCAAUGCCGCGCUCUGCGUGAUGGCGCCGGCCGUCUGCAGGCUGCGCGGUGCCCACCGCCGCAGCAUUCACUUCGCGCCAGGCCCGUCCUCGCCCGACGAGGACGAUGUGCGAGACCGCGCCCCGCCUCCGCGGCGCUGGCACCGGGCAGCAUACGCCCGGCUCCUCCGGCAUGCGGGGUCACUGGCGGGGGUCGACCACGCGGGCGGCCUUCCGCGUCACGGGGCGACGGGAUCCGUCGUCUCAUGCCCGCACGCCGCCGCCCGGGCCGCGCACUUUGACGCGCUCGCGGGUGAGUUCGUCGCCGCCGCCGCCGCGAGCCGCGGCCACCCGCCGCCGAAGAUGGAGGCGACGUCGCUGAGCUCGCUGACGCAGGUCUGCGACGUGCUCGGCGUAUCGGCGCAGCGGAGGAAGAGUGUGCGGCUCACCGUCUGCCCGCAGGUGACGCAGCACCACGUGUGGCGGGGCGCACUCGAGGCGGUGCUCGGGGAUCUCCAGGCCGACAUGGCGUCCCUGGACAGACCGUCCCUGGCGACCCAGAUGGCCGAGCAGAUCGCGUCUGCCUGCACCCGCUUCCUGUCGGAGACGGCGACGUCCUCGUCGCCGUCCUGGAUGCGCCCGACGCCGUUCAAGAAACCAGCGGAACCGCCGCCUCCGGCCAAGAAGUGGCAAGAAGUGCUGGACAUGUUUACUGACCUCGCCAGGAGCCUGGAGACCGAGGAUCGACUCAACGGGCACGCGCAGAAGGUGGAGGCCAUGAAGGAGGGGCUGUACCAGAUACGCGAUGUCGUCAUUGAGCGGGACAUCGCCUUCAAGGAGGCGCGCCGGCAGGACUGCCUGGUGCAGAGGAAGCUGUCCAAGAGCCUGGGGCACUCCUCCAGGUGCCUGUACACGCUGCUCCUCUUCUACCUCUAUGGCACCGUCCGGGACAUGGAGGUGCAUGUCGGCAAGUGCAUUUCUGGCAAGGGAGGCAGGAAUGUCGCUGUUCACGCUGCGCAAUUCCUGACCGACGGUGAUGAAUCGACGAUCAGGAGCGGUAUCAAGAAGCUGAGCCGCGCUCUCGGUAUCUUCCGGUUUGUUUGGGAGGCCGCGAAUACUGACUGUGAUGCUGCCAAUCACAAUGGCAAAGAUGUUGCGGUCAAGAAAAAGAAUGAAGAUGCAAAGGGUGUCUUGGAGCUGCAAGGUCAUCUCUGGAGCUUCGGUGUUGAGAAGACUCUGACAUACAGAGGAGAUGUGUUCCAAGUGCAUCAGAUUCAAUUACCAUGA